AUGUUGAAUGUGCGCCUAUCAAAGAUCGUCAGACUUCAAAUCAAGGUUGUUCAUAACCUGAGCGCGGAGAUUAGCAGGUUCCAGAAAAUACGCUGGCACCAGCUCGGGAGUCGUGAGGAUGAACCACGGUGCCUUGUGGUCAGGGACUCCGCGCUGCACUCUACACAGCGUGAACAACCUUUCUAUGAUCCAUUCCAUUCCCAACUCCUGACUAUAUGGAAGAAAACCUCUCCCA
This is a messenger RNA of Marasmius oreades (fairy-ring Marasmius), 235 nucleotides long. RefSeq lists its product as uncharacterized. The annotation marks the transcript as partial. NCBI's taxonomy places the organism in Eukaryota, Fungi, Basidiomycota, Agaricomycetes, Agaricales, Marasmiaceae. The record is from RefSeq and is a predicted model, not a curated record. The transcript has a single exon.